ACCCCGCAAAUCGGCAAUUGAAGCUUCCCGCCAGCGCCACGCACGCCAGGUGUUUGGCGCCAGAACGCCCCGGGCAUGGCGCUCCUCCCCCUGCGGCACCUGCUUCUGCUGCUUCUCCGCCUCGUCGUCUCCGGCCAGGCCUCGUCUCCUGCCACCGCGCUCUUCGUCCUCGGCGACUCCACCGCCAGCUGCGCUGCCACCACACUCCCCCUCAACCUCUCCUCCUUCAGCUCCUCCGGCAAAUGCCUCUUCCCCUCCGCCCACCGCCUCCUCCCCGACCUCAUCGCCGCCAAGAUGGGCCUCCCGCCGCCUCCCCUCAUCGUGACGCUCAACGGCACGGCGGCGGAGGCGGCAAGAGGCGUCAACUUCGCGGGCGACGAGGGCGGAGGCGGCGCGAUCUUCCGCAUGGGCGCCGUGGGGCAGCAGCUGCGGCUGGCCACCGAGACGCUGCAGCUGCUGCGGCUGGAGGCCGCGACGCCGCAGGACGCGGACGCGGCGGCGGCGGGCGCGGUGUUCGUCCUGUCCUUCGGCACCGACGCGUACGCGCGGCUGCUCUCCCGCGGGUCGGAGGCCGACGCGUCGGCGCCCAAGCACGGCCGCCGCGGCUUCGCCCGCCUCCUCGCCGACCGCGUCGCGCGCACCGUCGCGGAGCUGUACGAGGCGGGGGCGAGGAGGACGGCGGUGAUGGGGGUGGCGCCGCUGGGGUGCGCGCCGCGGGUUAUGUGGGAGGGGCUGCACCUCGUGGACGGCCGCAGCUGCGUGGAGGAGGCGAACGAGCUCGUCCAGGGGUACAACGCCAGGGUGGCGGCGGAGCUGGAGGCGCUGCGGCCGCGCCUCCCCGGCGCCGACGUCGUCUUCUGCGACAUCUACAAGGGGAUGAUGGAGAUCAUCACCCAUCCCGCCAGAUACGGAUUUGAUGAGGUGAGGAAGGCGUGCUGUGGGCUGGGCCCAUUCGGGGGGACGAUGGGGUGCUUGACGAAGGAGAUGGUGUGCCCCACUCCACAGAGACACGUCUGGUGGGACCUCUACAGCCCCACCGAGGCAGCGACCAACCUCCUCGCAAAUUGGUCGUGGUCAGCCUUGCCCAACUCUAACACCAGCAUCUGUCGUCAUGUUAACCUGGAAAUGUUAGCUGGUCGUAUUAUACAUUUUUUCUCUUAACUUAUUAAAUGUCAAUGACUUGAAACUUAUCGGAUAAAAGUAUAGCCAUGUUUUCUCUCUCUCUUUUUUUCUUAAGAGGAAGGAAUUUAGACAAUAAACACUUCACAAUCACAGGUUAGAACGGAACAAAUAACCUCGUAACCACUAUUUAUGUUUUCGCUCGGAGGUGGCAUGUGUAUAAUGCACAAUUUGAUAUCUCAUGCCUCAUUGUCACGCGAUAUCAAUAA
Messenger RNA from Oryza brachyantha (malo sina), 1388 nucleotides. Its product is annotated as GDSL esterase/lipase At1g71250-like. The record is from RefSeq and is a predicted model, not a curated record. The coding region runs from base 76 to 1161 and encodes 361 amino acids. Gene Ontology annotation, molecular function: hydrolase activity, acting on ester bonds. NCBI's taxonomy places the organism in Eukaryota, Viridiplantae, Streptophyta, Magnoliopsida, Poales, Poaceae. The transcript has 4 exons.